This is a messenger RNA of Trichoplax adhaerens, 501 nucleotides long. RefSeq lists its product as uncharacterized. The transcript is spliced from 6 exons. NCBI's taxonomy places the organism in Eukaryota, Metazoa, Placozoa, Uniplacotomia, Trichoplacea, Trichoplacidae. Bases 1 to 501 code for a protein of 166 amino acids. The record is from RefSeq and is a predicted model, not a curated record.
AUGGGUGGAAUAAAUUUAAUGAGUAUUCUGGUGGUUUGGGGAAUAUAUUUAACGUUAAGCAUUAAAAUUGCUGACACGGCACAUAAUCUAAAUUAUAAACGAUUAAUUUUGAAAAUUUUAAGUCAUAUAAUAUGUAAGGCUAAAGGAAUGGCGUUACAAUAUUUGGUCACAACGUACUUUACAUGUAUGUUUGUCUCUUGCAUUCAUGGUUUUUGCUACCGAAAAGGUCAUCAUAUAGGCAAUAAUGGAUGGUGGAAACUCCUAUAUAUCAUUAUCAGAUUGGUGAUACCUGCUGUUCCGAUGGUUAUUGCCUAUUUUAGUAAAUCUUGCAUUUAUAGCGCUAUUAUCAAUGUCUUUGGCAAAGAAAUUUGUGGAUCGCAGGGUACCAUCAACUUAUAUUUUCUUAUUCCGUUAGCCAUUAUUCUAACGGUAUAUCUAAUCCGAAGUAGUUUAGAUAAAAAAUGGAAUCGUGCCAAGCGUACAGAGGAAACCAACAUUUAG